Molecule: messenger RNA, 2699 nt
Organism: Myodes glareolus (Bank vole)
Lineage: Eukaryota; Metazoa; Chordata; Mammalia; Rodentia; Cricetidae
Source: RefSeq, a predicted model, not a curated record
ACAGAAAGAUGAGGUCUCCAGAGGGUGAAGCGCACGGAGGGCUAAAGUACAGUGCAAAGACCCAAAUCUGGAUGGAGCUAAAAAUGACCUCGAGAUUGUAUGGUACAAGAUGCAAAACCAGCACCCCUGAGCCAUGCAGUCCUGCAGCCCACGGCAACUGGCCAAGAGCAGCUUCCUCUGGCUCAGAGGAGCUGACCUCAACUGAGUCUUCCAAAAUAAAUGGGACGUGGUGACUUUCCACAGGUUUGGAUGAGAAGCUGAGACAGGAAGAGGCCACUCAAGCCCAGGCCACACUCACUGACUGACAGCUCCUUGCUUAUACACUCAGAGCAGAAGCAGAGAAUGGUCAGCCUGCUGGUCCACACCAGAGUCCCACACCCCUACACCUCUGCCUGGCAGAUGAAGCCCUGGCCUUCACAGCUGACUUCCUGAAGGCUGUCACAGGCCGGAUGAAGAGGUGACAACAGGCUUUCCAGAGCUCACGGCAGCUGUACCCACAGCUCCAAGGCCAUGCACUUGUUCCUCCUGGGCCUUUUCCUGCUGCUGCCACCACCUAUUCCCGCUCCCUGCUACACAGCCCCUUGGUCGGAAUGCAAGAAGAAGCGCGAGUUCGUCGUGCCAGGUGCAGAUUUGGCUGGGGAAGGUGUGGACGUGACCACCCUCCGCCGCUCCGGCUCCUUCCCAGUGAACACACAGAAUUUCCUGAGGCCUGACCGCACUUGCACCCUCUGUAAAAAUGCCCUGCAAAAAGAUGCUAUACAACUCCUGCCUCUGGCCAUUGCCCACUGGCGGCCACACAGCUCAGGCUGCCAGCGUAAAGUGGCCGCGGCCAAAGUCAGCUCGACGGAGGGUGUGGCCCGGGAUGCAGCUGCUAACAUCAAUAAUGACUGGCGUGUGGGGCUGGAUGUGAACCCCAAGCCCGAGGCAAGCAUGCGUGUGUCCAUGGCUGGCUCCCACUCCAAGGUAGCCAACUUUGCAGCCGAGAAGACCCAUCAGGACCAGUACAGCUUUAAUUCUGACACAGUGGAGUGUCACCUGUACAGUUUUCGCCUGGUCCAAAAACCCCCACUGCACCCCGAUUUCAGAAGGGCACUCAGGAGGCUGCCCCCCAACUUCAACACCUCCACGAAGGAUGCUUAUGACAGGCUCAUCUCGUCCUAUGGCACCCACUUUAUUACGGCUAUGAACCUAGGUGGCCGUGUGUCGGUUCUCACAGCCCUGCGCACAUGUCAGCUGACCCUGGAGGGGCUCACCGCUGACGAGGUAGGAGACUGCCUGAACGUGGAGGCCCAGGUCAGCAUCGGUGCCCACGCCAGCACCUCCAAUGAGUACAAAGCCUGCGAGGAGAAGAAGAAACAGCACAAGAUGUCCACCUCUUUCCACCAGACUUACCGAGAGCGUCAAUUCGACGUAGUCGGCGGCCACCUCGAUUCCAUGCGUGACCUGCUCUUCGGGAACCAGGCUACCCCUGAGCAGUUCUCAACCUGGCUAACCUCGCUGGUCAGCAGCCCUGGGCUGGUGGAUUACAGCCUGGAGUCCCUGCACAUGCUGGUGGAAGAUAUAGACCCGAGGCGGGAGGCACUGAGACAGGCUAUCAGCCAUUAUGUGGUAAGCAGGGCUCGUUGGCAGAACUGUAGCCGACCCUGUAGGGCAGGCCGGCAUAAGAACACACGGGACUCAUGCCAAUGCGUAUGCCACAAUUCGAAGGCCACCAACCAGGACUGCUGUCCACGCCAGAGGGGCUUGGCCCACCUGCUGGUGACCAAUUUCCGGGCAAAGCAUCUGUGGGGAGACUACUUCACAUCCUCUGAUGCCUAUGUGAAGGUCUUCUUUGGGGGCCAGGAGCUUAGGACCAGCACAGUGUGGAACAAUGACAACCCCAAGUGGACAGACAAGCUGGACUUUGGGGAUGUGCUCCUGUCCACAGGCGGACCUCUGAGGGUGCAGGUCUGGGAUGCUGACAAUGGCUGGAAUGAUGAACUUCUCGGUUCUUGUGACAGGUCUCCCACGGCUGGGACCCAUGAGACAACCUGUAACCUGAACCAUGGCAGUAUUACAUUCCUCUACCAUGUCAAGUGUUUGCCCCACCUGACUGGAGGGACCUGCCUGGAGUAUGCCCCCGUGAGCUACCUAGGAGAUCCUCCAGGAAACCGCAGUGGGGCUGUGUGGUAAAAAACAAACAAACAAACAACAACAACAAAAAACCCAGCAUGCCUUGUGAGCCAGGCAUAGUGGUGCGUGCCUUUAAUCCCAGCACUUGGGAGGCAAAGAUAGGUGGAUAUCUGUGAGUUCAAGGCCACCCUGUUUCAAAAAAAAAAAAAAUAGCAAAAUAGCACACCCUAAAGUGCUCAACUGAAUUCACCCAGGGGGAUUCACCAUGGCAUAAUAUGCAGUAGAGACUGAGACUUGAACUAGAGCUUCCCUGACCCUCCCUGUCCACACUGCCUCAGUCCUCCGAUGUCACCAAGCCUGACAGCUACUGCUGGUGCACAACACAAACAUUGGCCAGGAAACCAGCAGGCGGCCAGCAGGCUGUCUCCGCUGAAUUUUAAGGACCUCCCUCCUUGACACAACAAGAUCAUCUGUUUGAGACAACCUCUGUGUGCCCCGAUUCCUGUGUGCCUUUUGUCCCUCAUUCUGCUCCUGACAAAUCAAGUAUAUAGCUUGACAGAGGGCCAAUAAAUAUGAUCUGAUGGUAA